Lolium rigidum is the source of this 931-nucleotide messenger RNA. Its product is annotated as auxin-responsive protein SAUR76-like. Gene Ontology annotation, biological process: response to auxin. The transcript has a single exon. Lineage: Eukaryota; Viridiplantae; Streptophyta; Magnoliopsida; Poales; Poaceae. The record is from RefSeq and is a predicted model, not a curated record. The coding region runs from base 67 to 507 and encodes 146 amino acids.
CUUUCUCUACCGACGACCACCCUCUGCUUCUCUCUCUGUCUGCUUUGCUUCUUGCAUUGGGGCGCAAUGGCCAAGGGCGGGCUCAGCAGCAAGCUGCGGUGCAUGAUCAAGCGGUGGCACUCGUCCAGCCGGAUCUCCCGCACGCCCACGGGCGGCUCGCACGGCGUGGACGGCGAGGAGGGCCCGUGGGGGCGCGGCAUCGGCGCGGACGACCGCGGCACGGCAGCUGGGUCGACGUCCUUCCACGGCGCCGACGGCGUGCCCGCGGGCCUCCACCCGGUGUACGUCGGCAAGUCGCACCGCCGCUACCUCAUCGCCGCCGACCUCGUCGGCCACCCGCUGUUCCAGAACCUCGUUGACCGCUCCGGCGGCGGCGUGGGCGGUGUGGCCGGGGGCACCAUCGUCGGCUGCGAGGUCGUGCUGUUCGAGCACCUCCUCUGGAUGCUGGAGAACGCCGACCCGCAGCCCGAGUCUCUCGACGAGCUCGUCGAGUACUACGCCUGUUGACCGGCAGGCCGCUACGUACACACUUCAUCGUCCACGCCGGCGGGGUCGCGCGCCGGAGGUUUCUAUAGGGAGUAAUUCUUUCUUCAUGCUAGGGUAGAGUGGUAAUAUACGCCUAUCGAGCGCGUGCCGACCGAAGGCGAAGCGAGUGAUUUUUAAACCGUGUGGAGAUUUUAUUUAACCUCUGAGGUGUUCGUGGUAAUUUUGGAGAUUAGCUGUGCGAUUACCGCGCGCCCAAGAAUGAUUGAUCCAUAAUCAGUUCUCUAAUGGUUGGUGCAGUACUCCUAGCAUCUUCAUUAUUCUGUUCUUCCCAUUUCCUUAUUUUUUUCUUCUCUUCUUUCAAUAAUAAGAUUUAGGGAUCAACGCAUCCAUGUACAUUUCCGUCGAUGUAUAAAGUGCAUGCAGGCUCAUUUUCUUCUGGGAUAAA